Molecule: messenger RNA, 705 nt
Organism: Lottia gigantea (owl limpet)
Lineage: Eukaryota; Metazoa; Mollusca; Gastropoda; Lottiidae
Exons: 1
Source: RefSeq, a predicted model, not a curated record
CAUAUCAUCAUAAUUUCCUAUUGUCUGAAUUACAAUCAUAUCAUCAUAAUUUCCUAUUGUCUGAAUUACAAUCAUAUCAUCAUAAUUUCCUAUUGUCUGAAUUACAAUCAUAUCAUCAUAAUUUCCUAUUGUCUGAAUUACAAUCAUAUCAUCAUAAUUUCCAAUUGUCUGAAUUACAAUCAUAUCAUCAUAAUUUCAUAUUGUCUGAAUUAUGAUCAUAUCAUUAUAAUUUCCUAUUGUCUGAAUUAUAAUCAUAUCAUCAUAAUUUCCUAUUGUCUGAAUUACAAUCAUAUCAUUAUAAUUUCCUAUUGUCUGAAUUACAAUCAUAUCAUCAUAAUUUCAUAUUGUCUGAAUUACAAUCAUAUCAUUAUUAUUUCCUAUUGUCUGAAUUACAAUCAUAUCAUUAUAAUUUCUUAUUGUCUGAAUUAUAAUCAUAUCAUUAUAAUUUCCUAUUGUCUGAAUUAUAAUCAUAUCAUUAUAAUUUCCUAUUGUCUGAAUUACAAUCAUAUCAUCAUAAUUUCCUAUUGUCUGAAUUACAAUCAUAUCAUUAUUAUUUCCUAUUGUCUGAAUUACAAUCAUAUCAUCAUAAUUUCCUAUUGUCUGAAUUACAAUCAUAUCAUCAUAGUUUCCUAUUGUCUGAAUUACAAUCAUAUCAUUAUAAUUUCCUAUUGUCUGAAUUACAAUCAUAUCAUUAUAAUUUCCUAU